Molecule: messenger RNA, 8631 nt
Organism: Cavenderia fasciculata
Lineage: Eukaryota; Evosea; Eumycetozoa; Acytosteliales; Cavenderiaceae
Gene: rrpB
Product: RNA-directed RNA polymerase
Exons: 5
Coding region: 1-8631 (2876 amino acids)
Biological process (GO): siRNA processing
Cellular component (GO): nuclear RNA-directed RNA polymerase complex
Molecular function (GO): hydrolase activity; DNA binding; ATP binding
Source: RefSeq, a predicted model, not a curated record
AUGGAGAGCGGAGGGGAAGAGAAUAUUGAUGAUAAUGACCGUAUAGGUGUUGGAAUGGAGACUAGUAGAUCGGUCAGUCCAAUGUCUGUAUCGGAAGGGGAGGAAGAAGAAGAGGAAGAGGAUGGAGAGUUGGACCAACCAUUAAACUUUGAAGAAUUGAUGAAAAGGAUAAAUGGUGAUGGUGACAAUAUUCAUGAACACUUCUUUGCUCCUCCUCUUCCUUGCAACAAGUCAACUUCACCAACAACAAAUAAAAAGAAGAAGAGUCGAAAUGGAUAUACUCAUAAACGCAGCUCUUCAUUACAACUUGAUCAUCAGCCAUAUCAACUUCAACUAGAACAAGAACAACCUACUUCACCAACAACAACAUCUUUAGAAGAUUCAACUACAUCUACAACAUCUACUUGUACAACUUCAACAUCUACAUCUACAUCUACAACAUAUUCAAAAAUUGAAACUCCCAACGGUGAUGAUGAACCAUUACCUUCAUUUAUUAGUGAUAAAAAUGAAACUAGAACAGAAACAUUUGCAAAGGAAUAUAAAAUACUAUUAGAGAAAGGGGAAAGGUUUAGUUAUUGUGUCAAUUGUAAGGUACCGUUUGUACCAUUGUCAGACCUAUGUUUCUUUAAAGAGGCCAAUGGAGGAGUACACCUUAUCUUGACCAACACCAAUCACUCUGAUAUCAUUUGGUAUGCCGUUCCAAAUCCCGUCACUUCUGCAUUCGUUCCCUACAAGAUCAAUUGUUGUCGUUGCAAAUUCUCUGUUGGAUCGUUGACAAAGAGAACGGUCGUCACAGCUGGCUACUUGAUAUGUCUUGAUCCUACAUCGAUAUCGCUGGAAAAGGCAUUGACAACCACCAAGAAAUGGAAGACUGUCAUGGAAAAGUAUAAUGGUAUCAUUCCAAUCGAAGAUAUCUACUCAAUCAAUGGAAUGGUUCGACCUGAAAGAGCCAACUUUAUCUACAAACCAACUGUAUUCCCUGUCAACCCAACUCCUGCAGACAUGGGUCUAUCAUCUCAAGUCACUCCUUAUGAACAUCAAGUUGAAUCAUUUUAUCAAGCUUGCAAAUUUAAUUCUAUUAUUGUUAUUCCAACUGGAUAUGGUAAAACAUUAAUUUCUAUCAUGUUGAUUAAUGCAAUGCAUGAAUUAAAUGGAAAGAAGAGUGCUGACCCAAAGGUAGCAAAGAGAAUGUCAUUGUUUUUAGUUACAAAGAUUCCAUUGGUUGCACAACAGGCCAAAGCAAUCGAGUUUUAUUCACCUCAUUUAAAUUUGGCUGUUGCUAGUGGUGGUGGUGGAGGUGGUGGUGUAGGUAGUAAUGGUAAUAGUACGUCGCUCAACUUUGAUAUGCUAAGACCUGAUGUAGUGGUGUGUACGGUGGACUGUGCAGUCAAUUGGCUUGGAAACAUGAAGAUUGCCGUAGAGGACUUUCACACGAUCAUUUUCGACGAGGCUCAUCAUGCCACGGGCGACCAUUCGUACUGUACUAUGGUGCGUCGUGUUCAACUGGCUGAUCGUGCCAAUCAGCCCCGUAUCCUCGGGUUGACAGCAUCACCAUGCGUCAUUGGAAAGGAUAGUAAAGCGAUGCGUGCAGAGAUGGAGGAUAUCCAAAAGAACUUGAAUGCACGUAUCUUUAGACCAAAGACACUCGACUUGUUUGAAAAGGAGAUGUGCAAGAUGGAGGCGAUCGUGUACCGACAGACACAGACCGAGACACGUGUGUUGCAAGCUCUCAGCCGCACCAUCAACAGUAUUCUCAAGGCCAUCCAACGAGAGUUGGCAUGGCCCACCUCAUUUUCAUUCAAAGAGGAAAAGAUUGCAAACUUUCAAUCAAAUAUUCGAGAGAUGGAGAGAUACUCUUUGCUCGUUGUCAAGGUGCAGGUCGAGGGUAUAGUUGCCUGCCAACGUUACCUCUCACAAGAAAAAGACAGCCAUAUCAAUAGACACGCCGAAUCAGAUGUAGAACAUAAACUCAUGGUUGGUUUAUACUUACAAAUUCAAAAAGUUUUAAUGGAAUCUGAAAAUGAAAAAGAUAUCAACAAACAAGUCAACAACAAUAAUAAUGGUGAAGAUAAUAAUCAACAACAACAAAGUCAAAUGGUGACAUUGAAAAGAAAUCCAUUGACAGAGGAAUUUGAUUUGUUUGCAGUUGAUAGAUCAUGUUUGGAAUCAUCAAAAUAUAUUGCAUUGGUGGAUUUGUUGAAAAAGAAACAUUCUUCAGAUAUAGAGUUUCGUGGUAUUAUAUUUGUACAGAUGCGGUCGACUGCAAUGCAAUUGACCAAAAUGCUUCAAAAGGAAAGUUUUCACAAAGACUAUAAUAUCAACUUUCUGAUUGGACAUAAUGCUGGUGUGGGUAUGGAUACAAUCGAUCAACACCGAAUCAUUGAACAAUUCAAGUUGGGACAUUGUAAACUGUUGGUCGCGACAAAUGUGCUAGAGGAGGGUUUGGACGUCAGUGAAUGCAAUCUAGUGAUCUGCUUUGAAUCAGAUUUUAGUAUGCGUUCAAUGAUCCAACGUCGUGGUCGUGCACGUUCAGAGAAUGGAAACUUUAUGUAUUUGCGUGAGGAAAAGCAACUCGAUAUACAACAAGACUUUGCUAAACGUGAAGCCGAGAUGUACAAGGUCAUCAAUGCACUCUCGGGUACCAUGACACGUCAAAUGUCACACGAAGAGACAACUCUGAAAAAGGAUUUCCUAGCAGCAUGGCGUGAAAAGAAUAAUCUACAACUACAAGAGGAUCUGCAGGAAGAGGAGGAUGAGAGGAGACGGGCAGUUGGUCAAGUCAAGUGCUACCUCCAAUUCUAUCAUUCGAAUGAUUCGUUUAAUGAUUUGGUGUUUCAAUCGAGUCACACUCAAAUCGACAAUAUCAUUGGUUUUGAACAGAUCAAUCAUACCAAUGAACCACGUCGGUAUAUGGCUAGCUCGAAACUUCUCUCUAUUCGCUUGGUCAACCAGUCCAUCCCAGACUACCUCACCUCUAUCACUCAAUUGGAUAGUACCAAGUAUUGGUGGUGUACAGUCAAUGAUCAACAACAACAGCAACAACAACAACAACAACAGCAACAACAACAGAUUCCAGUCGGUGAAUUUUCUGCACCUAUUCUUUUGGGAAUGGGUAAUUUAAAAACACCAACUUGUUAUCAAGAAAGAUGUUAUAUUCCAGAGUGUUGGUUGGUCUAUCAAAAUCAUGAUCGUCGUAUUUUGAUUCGUCAAGAAAAGGAUGGCAUCAUUCAAGAUAUCAUCAUCUAUCUACAAGAUCUCGAACACUUUGUAUUGUAUGAUAUUUCAACAUCGUAUUUUUAUUUUGUUCUCAAGAGACCACCUCGUUUUAUCAGCAAGCAACUUCAAGGCAAAGAUCUUGUCACGAUUGGUCGUAUAUCGGGGUCAGAGAUUGCCCAUUUCUGCAACAACUUUACUUAUCGUUUUAGAUUGUGUCAAGAACAACUCAAACUAUUUGAAAAGAUUGUAUCUUUACAAAUGCGUAUUCCAAUCUAUUAUUGUAAUCUUCAAGUUACUCCAAUGGAAAAUGAACCACAAAUUCACUUUGAUUUCUCUCAAGAUAAAAGAAUUUCUUAUUUAUUAUCUGUUCUUCAAAGUAAUGAUGGAUUUGGUAAAACAUGGAUACCGCAAACAUUUUAUGAUACGAUAAAUCAAUUUUUAAUAGAAGAUAAAAAACAUUUUGCAGAAUACUUGAUUUAUAGUGCAAUGGAAGCAUCACCAUUUAGUAAAUUGGUUUUAAAGUCAAAGUUUGAUAUGGAACAAUUCCCAGAUGAAUCGAUACUAAAACCACCACCUACCAACUAUGUGUAUAUUAAGAAAGUGUUUGUCACACCAACACGUAUCAUCUUUCAAAAACCAGAGAUUAUGCAAUGCAAUCGUUCCAUUCGUCUGUUUGGUGCAGACAGAUUCAUGCAAGUCCAAUUUGUCGAAGAGAAUCUUGACCAUCGAAUCGAACUACAACAGUCAUUGGCAAGUUAUACAAACUCUAUGAUGAAAAAAGGUAUUCAUGUACCUGGUUUUGGUACAUUUCAUUAUCUUGGAAAUAGUAGUAGUCAAGCAAGAAAGAAUAUGUCUUGGUUUUAUUGUCAAGACAAGAUGGAGAAUGCAAAAGCGGAUGGUGGUGAGGAACAAGUUUAUUCACUCGAUCAUGUACGUGAUACAUUAUUGGGAGAGUUUACAAACUUUGAAAACCCACGUAAAUAUCUUCGUGCCAUUAAUUUGGUGUUUGCAUCGACCAUGCCAUCAAUCGUGAUUGCUGAAGAGGAUUAUCACGAGGAUAUUCCAGAUGUCAUUGUCAAUGGAUACAACUUUACCGAAGGUAUUGGGUAUAUUGGUUGGAAGACCGCUCAAAAGGUCAAUGAAGCAUGUGAAUACAUUCAAUCGACUUGUGCCUUCCAGAUCCGUAUCGGUGGCAACAAGGGUGUGGUUGUGGUACGACCAGACAUUCAAAAUGGAGUGUAUUUACGAAAAAGUAUGAAAAAGUUUUCGACUACUAGCAAUGAAUGGUCGCGAACACUCGAGAUUGUAUCGAUCCCAGCUUACAAGCCAUGCACUCUCAAUCGUCAGGUCAUCAACCUCUUAUCUGGGUUGGGUGUACCCGACCGCUGCUUCCUCACACUUUUGUCACAGUCACUGAAUGAAUUGGCAUCGCUGUUGCAUCUGCCAAAGGUUGCCAAACGUGCAUUGUCAUCGGAUCUAUUUGACGAUGUUUCAGACGGAGAGAUUCUAUCUGAUCCCAUGAUCAGAGGUACAUUGCAUAGAAUCUACUGUAAACGGUUGGUAGAGUAUAGAGACAAGUGCUUUAUCCCAAUUGACACGGCUCGUACUUUGCUCGGUGUCACCGAUGACACUGCGUCAUUAAAAGAAGGACAGGUGUUUUUACAGGUGUCUGACGAGAAUGGUGAAUUGCAGAUUGUUACAGGUCCAGUUGCAGUUGCCAAGAAUCCGUGUCUACACGCUGGUGAUGUGCGUAUCGUGCAGGCUGUUGAUAUACCCGCGUUGCAUCAUCUGGUCGAUGUAGUAUGUUUCUCACAAAAUGGCUCGGUUCCGACAUUCCAGGAGUGUUCGGGAUCAGAUCUCGACGGUGAUCGUUACUUUGUGUUGUUUGAUCGCGAGAUGAUCGGUGAAAUCAAACAACACGAUGCGUUCUUGGGAGAGGAUGCAGUUGCUGCAGACAGCGACCCGACAAUCACUCAGAGCUCGUUGAUUGCACAGUAUAUUACCAAUAUCCAAAAGGGUACGCUUGGCAUGAUCGCACUUGCUCAUUUGGCCGUUUGUGAUGUACAUUCACCUAAACACCCAUUGGCGAUUGCAUUGGCAAUCGAACAUUUUAAAGAGGUGGAUCGCGUAAAGACGGGUGUUGGCGGUGAGAUCCCAACUGACGUGUUUCAAAUCUUGGGAGAGCAGUUUGACAAGUUUCCCAACUUUAUGGAAAAGAGUCUGCCUCAAAAGUCGUACUGGGAGUCGGACAAGAUUCUUGGACGGUUGUAUGCGCAGUGCGUGUCUCUGCAAAAUGUCAUUAGGUUCAUGCCAGAGGUUAAAGUCGAUCCACACCUACUGACACCUGGCUGGGAGACAUAUCAGGCCGAUGCGAUCGAGACGUACCGUAGAUACCGCCACCAAGUCGGCUCACUACUCAAGAGAUACGACAUUGAAAACGAAGAGGACGUGUUGAUCCAAUACGUUGACGAGACCAUGUCGGGACACACGCUCGACAAGGUAGUAGUUAUGGAGAUAUUCAACCAUUACACUGUCAUCCAAAACACGUUCCGCGAGCAGUUCUUGCGACCCUUUCAAAGAGCCGGCGAGACGAUCGAUCAGACCAUCACGACACACCAACACGAAAUCGAGAAAAAGGUGUCGGCGUGGUACCACACGGCCUACUCUGACAACAAGAAACUGACCAAGUUUCUGUCGUUCUAUUGGAUUGUCCGCAAGUGGCGUCGCUCACUCAACAAGAUCGUCAACCAACACAGCUCCAAGUUGUCGGGUGAUAUUCUAGGUUUCUUUACAAAACAAACGGAGGAGUUGGUGUCUGGAUACUCGAAGCGUCUACAAGUGACACAGUCGAUUGAACAAACGUUGCAUACUAUCCAUCCGAUGUUUCGUAAUUGCAAGAUACUAAUGUAUGGUAGUACUAGUUUGUUUUUGUUUAAUCCACUCACCUCUGAUCUCGAUCUAUACAUCAAAUUGCAUUCGGAAGAUGAUAGUGUUCCAGGAUCAGGACCUCUGUCUGAAGACAAGACUGCUUUCUUUCAUGAAGCUUUCCAACUUGCCUAUCACUCUCUUUCGUCGAUGGAUAGUUUCCUCAAACAUUCAUUGAUGACAAACAACAAACUUGUCAUGCUCGAUCGUAUCGUUAGUAAACAUAUCGACGGUUCAGAAGACUACUUUGAACAGCGUCUGUCCCUUAAAACAGGUGCCAAUGUUAAGAUUACCCGUAUCAAGAAAUCACGUUUCCAAGUCAAGUUGAGUGGUGAUCCUUAUGCCAUCCAAUUUGCCUUGACCGAGAUAUCAAACAUUACACGAAAUAUCACCACUGCACCCCAACAUUUUACACGUUCAAUGGUCAGUGGAGGUGGUACUACACUGUUGUUUGAAGGUUCAAAAAACAAAUACGACACUAUCAAGUUUAUCGAUUGUAAUCGUCGAACCAACUCUACACAUGGACAACGUCGUCCCUUUUCACCGAUGCUCAAAAACAUCUCGGUUGAAAAUGUAGAGUUUGGAAACUACAACAAUAUUGCAGAUGAUACUGGUGACGACUAUCUCGAGUACACUAGAGUGUUUUAUUCACAACUAGGUAAAUGGACACAGUUUGGAUCAGAGGAAGAGUUUGGAGAGACACAUGCAUAUCUUCGAUUUGGUCAAAUCUACUUUAUCAAUGUCCCCUAUUCUGGUUUUGAAAAAUUAAUCAUUGAUACUAGAAAAGGAUUAUCGUCAACUAAAAAGCAUAGUGUUAAAUUUAAUAAUCAUAGUGAUCUUAAAUUUAAUAACAAUACUGAUGAAGAUAAUAAUAAUAAUAUUAUUGAUCAAGGUGAAGGAAAUAGAGGUGGUAGAGGUAGUAGAGGUAAUGGUAGUAGAGUAGCAGAUUUGAAAAAAGAACAUACUCUAUCAUCGACAAACCCUAUAAAAGUAGAACCACCAGCAUCAACACUAGGACUACAACAACCAAAGAAUGAUAUUAGAAAAGUGUAUGGUAUAGAAGAUGCCAAACCUUCACCAAUGGUAUUGAAACAAUUAUUGGAAAAGAAAAAAGAAUUGGAACAUUUGGCAUCACUCAAUCCACUUCAAAAGAAACUUAAGAUGGGUACUGAACGAGAUGCUGAAAGUAGCGAACUCAAAAAUGUAGAUAAUCAAAUUGAAAAGUUGUUGUCAACCAACCCAAAGUCAUCCUUUUUACCAACCACUCUUGGCAUCGAUCCCAUCCAUGAAAUGCUCAUCAAGGAUGGGUGGGCAAUCAACAAAUACGAACAAGAAUGGUAUGCCAUCACCCUAGAUAUUGGUAAAAAGACGUACAAGGUGGAAAUGAAUCAUGACCUAUCCAAGGCGAUUGUUAAACUAGCCAAUUUAAAUUGGUUCACUGCCGAUUUAAAGUCACUCGAAGAAUCUGCCUAUGACAUUCGUUUCUCUGUCCAAUCGAAAAAGAAUAUCACCGCUCACGAUGACGAUGACAGUGUCGCACAGUUAUUGACCAAUCCCCCAUUACUACCUAGAAUUGAUCAAGAUUCUGAUAUGGAUACUGGUCAAAAUAAUAACAACAACAACAACAACAACAGUGACAACAAUAUGUUAAAGAUGCCAUUUACAAUCAAUCCAAUUUACAAGGCUAAUUUGACGGUUGUUAGACAACACAAAAACGAACGAUGGUACAUUCCACCAGCCACCCAUCCACUUAGCUUUUUCAAUCCUCGUGCCGUCUUAUCAACGGUCAACGAAUUCACAUCUGGUGGAUUCUAUGCAUCCAAACCAGAGUUGGAGAUUAAAAUCGAUCUUCCCAAACACGAGGAAAUUUCACACUUUACCAAACCAUUUUGGGAAACUGGUAGAGAUUUUAAAAACAAAAUCAAUAUUUUGAAAAAGGAGGCUGGUGAUUUGGAUCCAACCAUUACCGGUAAUAGUAAAGCUAGCGAUGCAGUCGCUGCAUCUGCCACCAGAUUAGUAUCGUCAAUUCAAAAUGAUUACAUGUUGACUGAUCUUUUACAAAAACGUCAAGAACAACAACAUCAACAACAAAUCAAAGAACAAUUGCUAGAUACAAAUAUUAUUGGAAUUGGAGCAGGAACUGGUACCACACCAAGACCAAAACCAGACAAGUUUAAGAAAUUUAAUAACACUCCAUACAAUAGAAAGGAUAAUUUCAGGGAUACUAGAAACACUCGUGAUAGAAGUAGAUCAAGAAGUAGAGAUGGUGAUAGAAGAACAACAAGAGACAGAAGUAGAUCAAGAUCAAGAGAAAGAGAACGCCUACCAAAAAGAGAUAGAUCAAGAGAAAGAUUUCAAAGAGAUGUAUAUGAUAAUAGUAAUAGAUAUCCAACAGGAGAUAGAAACUUUAAUCAAAGAGAUCAAAGAGAUAGAAGUAGAUCAAGAGAAAGAUACCAACAAACCAACAGAUAUAAUAAUAACCGAAGAUAA